AUUCUAUGUCUUCUUCGUGGUCUUGGUCGCCUGUCUCAAAUGUCAAUGUGGUUGUCAAUUGGUGUCACUGAAAGUGUUUCAUUUGUCAUUGUUCUCAUUAGUAUUCGUUUGUUUCUGUUGUAAAAAUUAAAAGAAAAAUUAUAUUGUGUAUUAUCAUUUGUUGUACGUUCAAUAAUAAUAAUAAUAUUAUUGUUUCUUUAAAUGUUGCAAGAAAAAAUUUCAAGAAACUUACACUAUAGUUAAAAAGAUUGCAGAUAAAGGGAACUUGAAAAGUUUUACAAUACUUUAUGUUAGAAUGUUAGAAUUUUAAGUAAAAAAUUCUAAGAAAUCUGGAUUUCGAAUGCUUGAGAUAUACAUAUUAUUUUUAAAAUAAACAUAAUUUCAUAAAAAUCGAUUUACAACCAUAACUAAACGCGCGUCUCAAAUUUUAGAUCUUAAUUAUUUAAAACACCACAGCUCAGACCUAAAACAAAUAAUAAAAACCCAAAGGUCAAACCUCAAACUAAAAAAUAGUGAAAUCAAAUUAAAAAAAAAUCAACAUAUAAUUUUUACAUAUUAAAACGCCAAUGAAUAAACAUGAUACUAGUGCCACAAAUAACAAAACAAACUCCAACACAGCCACCACCAACAGCAGUAGCAGCAGCAAUAACCAACAAAACAAAAACAAUAAUAAAUUACAAAAAAUAGAAGUAGUAGAAACUGCCCCAAAAACAGAAAUCAACCACAAUAAUAGUGAACUGCAGCAAAACAAUGCUGAAACUAUAGAAAAUCUUGUGAACCAGCCGCAAGUAACAAUGCCAAACAUGCAAAAGUCAACGGCACAGCAACAACAAAAUAUCAGGGAUGCUAAUACUCAGCAAACCUAUCAAAUGAUCUAUCCACAAAUGGCCACGGUUAUGACAUCUAGCAAAGCUGAAACCAAAUCGGGCCUAAGAUCACCCAUCUCCUCACCCUUGGCUUUGCGCAAGAAUAGAGGUCUACCACCGGUAAGUCCAAAAUCUACACCACCUUUGCCCAGGAAACAUUAUCCCUUGGCUUAUAAUGCCAACUCCACGGGCAGCAAUACAUCUACACCAAUAACCAUACCGGCGGUACCACCUAGAAUGAUGGCAGCAGCUACUGCCUCUAGUCCAGCUUCUAGCUUAUCACUAUCAUCCUCAACAUCGUCACCCUCUUCAUCGCCGCCACCACCUCCCUUACCCUCUAGGGCACCGAAACUGUCAUCAAGCGGCAAUCUCCAUAAAUUACUAAACGAAGUCUCUGGCUCGAAAACACAAAAACCUCAAAUAUCUUCCUCUCCCAAAAAAUCUCAACAGGAGAAAUCAAUCAAUCAAAUUAAUGAAAUCGAUUUGGAUAAAUUAUUAGCCCAACAAAAAAAGUUGGAGGAGAAAACAGCUGCAGUCCAAGCCUCCUCAAAACUGGAUGCCUCAUUUUAUGAUGCCGAAAUUGAAAUGAUGAAUAAAUAUUUGAAAAGUUUACCCGACUACAGUGAGUUAGAUCGUAAAUUGCAUCAGGAAUUUCAAGAGUGUGAAGAUUUAUAUGAUAAACUCAAGAAGAGGCAGGCUCCUCUAAGUAAAUCUAAUUCUCAACAAAGUGUCAUAGGAGAGGUACCGAACAAAACUGUGUUGCCAACUCAAGAGUCAAUAGGAAAUAAUAAUGGCCUUACCAAGUCCUCUUCUACUAACUUUCAUAUACCUCCCAAUGUGGCCAAUCAAACACGCAUACAAUAUCCCUCCAUAUUCCAGCAAAAACCCAAAUUACAAAGGAGUAUUUCCAGUUCUAAUAUGCCAUACAGCAGCUCUUCUAUGCAGCAAGCUUCACCAGCUUUACAGAGAAGUCUCUAUUAUGAUAAUCAGCCGCUAACGGAGGAAAAGAAUUCCUCACUCAGUGGCUCGAAUUUGUCUUUAAACAAACAAAUGUUAAAUGAUUUUUGGACAGAAAAUCUAGCCCAAAACCAAAAACGACAAACUCCCAAACGCACUUUAUGGAAUUUUGACAAAGUUUGUAAUGCCACGGUGGGCGCUGCAGGAGCUCCCUUAAAGGUGGAUGCUCAAACUGCCAAAAAAUUAGCCAUAUUCGACCCCACAGUAGCAGAAGCGGCUCAAAAGGAACUACACAAGCAACCCAACAAAUUGCAGAAAAAUGCUUCGCUUUCUCAUCUGGACAUGAAAGUACGCCAGGCAGUAACCAAAGAAGAUCUCUAUAAAUUAAUAUGUAAUGAACCCUCCUCACCAAAAGCGGUAGAAACAAACACAAAUUCUACAAACUUUGUUAGUAAAGUACCUCUAAAAAUAGCUGCUGCCCCAGUAACAGCUUUAAAUAAAAGUGUCUCAAUGACACAUGUGCCUCAGGCUGUAGGUCAAACUCCCUUUAAUAACAACUCCUCUACACAUGUACCCUUUAACAGCAAUCUGCGUAGAUCGACUAGUAAAACGCAUAUACCUUGUUAUAUGAAACAUUUGCCUUCUCUCAGUCGUAGUACCUCAAAUAGUGCUAUUCUCUUGCCACCUGAUCCCAAACCUUCAAAUGAAGGCAAUCAUGUUAUUAAUAGAUCUUCAUUCAAACCAAUUAAUCAGCCUCUAGUAAACAACUCAUUGACAAUGUCUGCGUCAUGUUAUGACACAGCGACUUCGUCGUCGUCGUCACCGAAAACGAAUGAGACAUCUGCAGUCAAUCCUCUUAGAGGUCUAUUAAAAAGUCUAUCAAGUUCAAAUGUUUAUGGAGCUCCUAAAUAUAGUCCAUUUUAUGCUACCAAACAGCAGCAACAGACGUCUAGUGAUUCAUCACAAUCUAUAAAGCAACCAGUACAAAUGACAACUUCUUUGGUGGCAAAUGUUGCAGCAACAUCAAAUGCCAAUGAAUUGAAGGGUACUACUGCUUUAAAUGAUGAAAUCAUGAUGUUAAGGCAGCAGCAGCAACAACAACAACAGCAGCAAGUAGAGAAACAACAAAACAAACAAAAUUUUAAAGAGUCUUUAAGCAAAAAUAUUGCUAACAACAAUGUGGCCAAAACUAAUAUUGACUCUCCCUCCCUGGAACGUAAAUCGGAAAAAAGUAAUAGUACUAUAAGUACAAGUAGUGUUACAGUUACAAACUGUUGCACUACCCACUUGCCACAAUUAACCAAAUUGACCUCAUCUUUUCAUAUACCAGCCACUCAAGAAAAAACCCAAGCUACAAAUGUCCAUAGUGCUCAAGGUAUAAGUUGUAUUGGAAAUGGUUCUGGCCAGGGAGAAAGUUUACCAAGAGUGGGUCAAUACAAGAUCUCAAAAACACAAAGUGCUGCCAAUUUAGAAUUGUCAAAGCGUCAAAAAGACGCUGACAAUAAAAUAGAGAAAUGUUUCAAUGAUAUAAUGAAAAAAUCUCAACAGAACGUAACAACGUCGUCAGCUACGACGUCAGCGUUAACAACAACAACGACAAAUGCCACAAGCAGCGUUUCUACCGCAAUAUCAACACCAACAAUAGCGCAUAAUUUAAAUGCCGAAAAAGUGAAUGUUAAACAAGAGCCAAUAAAUAAUGACAACGUCACCUCGUCUUUGUCGAAUCUUCAAAGCACUGCACCAACAAACCACAAGGUUAGUGAAAAUUUAACCUCUCAACCAUUAACAUCGACUACUACAUCCGGCAACAUAACUAAGAAUUUAUCACAAAUCCCAGUGGCCACUACGAAUUUGACUCAAUUACCUACGAAGAAAAACUAUCCUAUUGGCAAAUCGAACUCAACAUCUCAAAUACCCAUGGCGAGUUAUCAAAGGCCUCAGCUCUUGCAAACUAUACCUCAGCAACAUGUUGCUGAAACCAAUAAUAUGACUAAUGUACAGCCCAGCUAUCCGCAACAAAAGAAAACAUUUUUGAAUUGGACUUCUUUUGCUUGCAAUACUAAUGAUCCUAACUAUCAGCAAACAGGAAGACUACAGCAAUCUGGUUCUGUCAACAAUGUAGCAAGGAAAAUGCAACAUUUUCAACCUGUACAGCCGCAGGCCACGUUGUCAACAUUUAAACCGGACUUUUUGCAAAAGAAUCCCAAUAAAGAGAACAAAUUUCAAGUGCAACAACAACAACAGCAGCAGCAAUUAUAUAAUAAUCAGCAACAGUGUUUGGUGAGUCAGCAACAACAACAACAACAACCUUCAGCUUUUGUUUAUCAGCCGCGUACGAAAAAUCCUUUAAGCCAUUCGGCUUCAUUUUCAGCGGUGCAAAAACCCAUUGCCUUGCAAAUGCAUUUGGGUCAACCGCCCGUUAUGGAGCAACAAUCUAAACCUCAAUAUAUGAUAAAUAACUUUGGCAACAUGAUGCCUCAACAUCAUGUCAGGCAGCCACAACAAGAACGUAAAAUUUUACAAACCUUUGAUCCUUUCUACAGCAAUAAAACUAUGGAACAAAAGUUUUAUCAACACAAACCUAAUCAACAGAAUACUCAAACAAAUGUUGCAGCGGCUGCUGCUGGUGGUGUAGGGUUUAAUCGUUAUCAACAACAAUUUGUGCCCAUUUUACAACAUCAACCCCAACAAAAUAAACAACAUAAUCCAUUGAUGCAAUCGGCUUCAGCAUCGGCCUUAAAUUUCUAUCAGUCUCAACAAGCUCAGCAACAAAUAAACAAUACCACGCAAGUAUUUCAUCAACCUUUAAUGUAUCAGCAACAUGUGUCACAACACCAGCAACAACAACCACAGCAAACACAACAUCCUUUACAGCAAAGUAAUUCUAUGAUUUUGAAUCAUACAAAAACCAACAAUCAAAUGUCUAAAUCCGCCCUAGGACUUCACUAUGUCGAGACAGCAAAGCCCGUCAUACAAGAUGAUCCUGAUGGCCACUUGAUUUAUCACUCUGGCGAUAUACUUCAUCACAGAUAUAAAAUCAUGGCCACCCUCGGUGAAGGUACAUUUGGACGUGUUGUCAAGGUCAAAGAUAUGGAAAGGGACUUUUGUAUGGCCUUGAAAAUCAUUAAGAAUGUGGAAAAAUAUCGUGAAGCUGCCAAAUUGGAAAUUAAUGCUUUAGAAAAGAUUGCACAAAAGGAUCCAAAUUGUGAACAUUUGUGCGUAAAAAUGAUAGAUUGGUUCGAUUAUCACGGACACAUGUGCAUUGCUUUUGAAAUGUUAGGUUUGAGUGUUUUCGAUUUCUUGCGUGAGAACAACUACGAACCAUAUCCAUUGGAACAAGUGAGACACAUGGCCUAUCAGCUGUGCUAUUCUGUGAAAUUUUUACAUGACAAUCGUUUAACGCACACAGACUUAAAGCCUGAAAAUAUACUUUUUGUUGAUUCAGAAUACAAUACACAUUAUAAUCAUAAGAUUAAUCGUGAAGUAAGACGUGUCAAAAAUACCGAUGUACGUCUAAUCGAUUUUGGUUCAGCCACUUUCGAUCAUGAACAUCAUAGUACCAUAGUAUCGACACGUCAUUAUCGUGCACCAGAAGUUAUACUCGAAUUGGGUUGGUCCCAACCAUGUGAUGUUUGGUCUAUAGGCUGUAUACUCUUUGAACUUUAUUUGGGCAUAACACUAUUCCAAACCCAUGACAAUCGUGAACAUCUUGCCAUGAUGGAACGUAUACUUGGACAGAUACCAUAUCGUAUGGCACGCAAUCAUGUUCUUUACAGCAAAACUAAAACAAAAUAUUUCUAUCAUGGUAAGUUGGAUUGGGAUGAGAAAUCAUCGGCCGGUCGUUAUGUGCGCGAUCAUUGUAAGCCACUAUUUAGAUAUCAAAUGAGUGAUAGUGAAGAUCAUUGUGAAUUAUUUGAUUUAAUUAAGAAAAUGUUGGAGUAUGAACCAUCACAACGUGUUACGUUAGGUGAAGCUUUACGUCAUCCAUUCUUUGAUAAACUCCCACCACAUCAGCGUGUAGGUGAUCCAGCCUCAAAAGUAAUGCAACCCGCCUCGUCUGGUAGCAGCAGCCGUGAACGUUCACACAGUUUAUCAAGAUGAGAAUUGGCACGAUUUGGUUAUUAUUAAUUAAUAACAACAUUUUUUUAAUUUCUAUAAUACUAAACAACAAACAACCAAUUUUCUUUCUUAAUUUUUAAACAAAUUUCACAAAAAAAACAAAAUAAUUUAAACAAAAAUUUACAACAAAAGCUAAGAAAAACAACUGAUACAACAAAACUCAACACUGCUACAAACAACUACAACAACAACACAACACACAGCAGCCAACCUACAAAAAAAAAAAGCAGCAAUUUUUUUAACAAAAAAAUGGAAAUUUUAAAAACUUAAUUUUUGUAAGUUUUUCUUUUAAAAGUUUUAAAAUUUGAUUACAAACUUUUUACAGUAAACAACUAAUCAUUUCAAUUUUUAAGUUAAAAUUCUACAAAAACAAAAAAAAAAAACAUUGUAAUUGUUGUAACAUACUUACCUACAAACAUAUUUACAAUAAUUAGAAAUUUCAUUUUAUUAUUAUAAUAAUAAUUUUAUAAUUAAGAAAUAGGAGCUCUUUCUUUUAUUUCACUUAUUAACCACUAUUAAUUUUUAGUUUUCUUUUUUUUUCUGAAAAAAAUACAAUUGUUUUUGUAUAUUUCUUUUUUUAAUUUCCCUUUUCAAAACUUCUUUUGUUGUACUUUUAAAUUUUCAAGCUUAAAAUUAUAACUUUUUUUGCUUCUUAAAAAUUUGUUUUGACACAAAUUUCCUUUUUUUAAUGUAUGGCAAAAGAAAUAUUCUAAGUUUUUCUUAAAUGAAAAAAAAUGAGUAACAUUUUUUAUUAAAAAAAAUUGUAAUAAUUUUGUGUAUUUUAUUACCACCCCCACCUUAAAAAAUUUCAUUGAUUUAUAAUUUAAAUUUUACAUAUAUUCAUUUAUUUUCUACAUUUAGCUUAUUAAGUUUUAUUUUACGUUUUUCCAUUUUUUUCCCCAAACUUUUCUUUUUCUAUUUGUAUGUAAAAUUUGCUUUAAUAUCUUUAGUGAUGAAUUAAGUAGUUUAUCAUAUAGUUUAUCAUUCAUUUAUUUCUUUAUAUUUUGUAAUUUUUUCCUAAUUCCUAUAAGAAUUACCUCAUUAUUCACUUGUAAUUAAAGAAUUAUUUUGUCUUUAUUUUAAUUUUACAUAUUGCUGGUAGUGUUAUGAUGAUAAACAAGAAGAAAAAAGAGAGAAACAUGAAUGUUAGAAAUGUUUUCUAAAAAGAAAUUAUAAAUGAAGUUUCAUUUUAAGCAAUCUUAUUAUUUAGACUUUUUUUCAAAAUUUUAUAAUAAAUUUGAGAGAAAAAAACAAAAUGUGCAAAUAAACGGAAAUAAUAAAAAUUUGACUAUUUUUUUUAAAUACUUAUGUAUUAGUUUUAAACUUAGUUUAUGCAACUGUAUAAAUGUAAGAGUUAAACAAAUGUUUUCUUUUAGGUUUAGCUUAAGAAGGGUUAUGCUCCACAAAAAGGUGCACCUCUACUCAUAGACCUUAAGGUCCAUUAUGAUUCCUUUCAUAAUGAGUGAAGAUCCAAAAACAGAGAAACAAAAACACUAGAGGAAAACAAGUAAGAAUGAAAUAAAAUGGGUAAAGAGUACAGAUGAAUGGAAACAGGCUUUCAACCAGAAGGUUAAUCAAGACAAUUCCCCAAAAAAAGGAAGAAAACUUAGUUGCAGAACUAAGACUAAUUCCCUUGAUUGCGAGUGUUAAGUCUCUCAAUUUUCCCUAGAUCUUCAUGGAACCUAAUCCCCAAUUAAAAAUGUAUAAAACUGAUACUACUCAUUUGUUCUAAAGAGAUUUGGUUUUCAAAAUUGUUAUGAAAUACACAGGAACUAAAAUCCUGAUUUCCAAAACCAUUCAUCUGCGAGCCACAAUUAAAAAUUUCGUAGACUUUAUGGUCCAUUGGGAUUACUUUCAUAAUCCUAU
Messenger RNA from Lucilia sericata (common green bottle fly), 7808 nucleotides. It is a transcript of the gene Doa, whose product is annotated as serine/threonine-protein kinase Doa. Gene Ontology annotation, molecular function: ATP binding; protein kinase activity. The record is from RefSeq and is a predicted model, not a curated record. Gene Ontology annotation, biological process: protein phosphorylation. Lineage: Eukaryota; Metazoa; Arthropoda; Insecta; Diptera; Calliphoridae. Gene Ontology annotation, cellular component: nucleus. The transcript is spliced from 10 exons. The coding region runs from base 567 to 5924 and encodes 1785 amino acids.